CCUCGCAAACUUUUUCCCGAGGAACCCGCUGCGUGGAAGUUGCCGGUGGCGGCGGCGGCCCGGCCCCGGGGGCUGCCUCCGCGCCCGCCGAGCGGGGAGGGCUUUCCGGGCGGGCCGGGCCGGGCAUGCCCGCCCUCCUGCGCUCGCCGGGGCACGGCCGGGCCGCCGCGGGCCGCCCGCGGGACCGUUAGCUCGGGGCGGCCGCGGUCCUGCGCGGCGUGGGGCGGUGCGGGGCGGCGGAGCGCAGCGCCAUGGCCCGGGACUGCGCCGCCCGCAGCCUGGACGGCAUCGACCUGGCGGCGCUGCGGGACCCUGCGGGGAUAUUUGAACUGGUGCAGGUUGUUGGAAAUGGGACAUAUGGACAAGUCUAUAAGGGUCGCCAUGUUAAGACUGGGCAGCUAGCAGCAAUCAAAGUGAUGAAUGUUACCGAGAAUGAAGAGGAAGAAAUCAAGCUGGAGAUAAAUAUGCUAAAAAAGUACUCCCAUCACCGGAAUAUUGCUACAUAUUAUGGUGCAUUUGUAAAGAAAAGUCCUGCAGGCCAAGAUGAUCAGCUCUGGCUGGUGAUGGAGUACUGCGGUGCGGGCUCUGUCACUGACCUCGUGAAGAAGACGAAAGGGAACUGUUUCAAGGAAGAUUGGAUUGCGUACAUCUGCAGAGAGGUUCUCAGGGGCUUGGCACAUCUUCAUGCUCACCAUGUUAUCCAUCGAGAUAUUAAAGGACAGAAUGUCCUUCUCACAGAAAAUGCAGAAGUAAAACUGGUGGAUUUUGGUGUAAGCGCUCAACUGGAUAGGACUAUUGGGAGAAGAAACACAUUUAUUGGCACACCGUAUUGGAUGGCGCCUGAGGUCAUUGCUUGUGAGGAGAACCCAGAUUCUACAUACGAUUACAGAAGUGACCUGUGGUCUCUGGGAAUCACUGCUAUUGAAAUGGCCGAAGGAGCUCCUCCCCUGUGUGACAUGCACCCCAUGAGAGCGCUCUUCCUCAUCCCACGGAACCCGCCCCCAAAGUUGAAAUCCAGAAAAUGGUCAAAGAAAUUCCUAAACUUUGUCGAAAGCUGCCUUGUAAAAAAUUAUUUGCAUCGUCCGUCCACUGAAACCUUGCUUAAGCAUUCUUUCAUCCGAGACAUGCAGAAUGAACGGCAAGUGCGCAUCAUGCUGAAAGACCACCUGGACAGGACCAGGAAGAAAAAAGGAGAAAAGGAAGAAACGGACUAUGAUUACAGUGGAAGUGAGGAGGAAGAUGAUGAGCUGAAUGAAGAUGAAGGAGAACCAAGCUCCAUAGUUAAUCUACCAGGGGAGUCUACUCUCCGCCGUGAAUUUCUGAGGCUGCAGCAGGAGAACAAAAACCGUUCUGACCCUCAUCGCCAGCAGCAGCAGCUGAAGGACCAGGAAAAAUACAAGAAGCAGCUGCUGACAGAGCGGCAGAAACGGAUCGAGCAGCAGAAGGAGCAGAGGAGGCGGCUGGAGGAUCAUCAGAGGCGAGAGCAGGAGCUACAAAGGCAGCAGGAGUGUGAGCAGAGGUGGCCAGAGGCUAAGGCCAUUCAGAGGAAAGAGGAGAGGUGUAAAGAAGACAAAAGGGCUGUGGAAGAUGAACGGUUCAUAGUAGAAGGACAGAAGAAAUCAGAAAAGAAGCAGAAGGUGGAAGAUGUGCAGCAUAACAGGAAGGUGCCUCGAACUCUCCCCAAAGAUCAGACACAGCUGCUGUCUCUCCAGCAUGACCACAAGCAGAAGAAGAAGGAGCCUUCUAAGAGUUCCCAUUCAGCAGUGCAUCCUCCAUCAAGCAGCACAAGCAAAGAGGCCGAGGACAGAAAAAAGAAAAGCGACAGCAUCCAGCCUUCCCUCCAGUGGCCAGCGGUGCUGGGGCACGAAGCCACGCCACACGCCAGGAUGGGAUCUGGCAGCAGUUCCAGCCCUUGCACCCCCGCGCCACAGAGAGCCGUGUUAGUACAGUGUGAAAAUUUCCGGGCUAGUAAGGAUGUGUACCACAGCAGUUCACUGUCAGAUAUGGUGACGGCACCACUCAGUCCUGUGCAGGAUGAUGUAUUCUGGAGCAUGAGUCCAAACGAAGAACCACCCCCAAAGGUUCCAGAAAGGACAACCUCUAAAUUUUACAGCAGGGAUCAGCCUGGCCAUCAGAGGUGCCUUUCAAGUAACACUCAUCAGUCAUCCCCUGGGGGACAUGCUCUGAAGUUAAACAGCAGCAGCAGCGCUCCUGGCAGCAAGCAGUGGGAGAUGGGAUCUCAUCAGAGCAGCCAGUCCACCUCAGGGAAUCCAGGACCGGCCAAGGCAGAGAACCCUUUGUCCCAGAACCACUUGCAGCUGCAUAAGAAGUCUGGCCUGGAUGGGAAACUUUUUCAGAUUGCAAGUCCAGGCUCCUUUGCUAGGGGAAAGGACAGCGCCAACUCAUUAUUAAAAGCAGCAGACUAUUCCUCAUCAAGCGAUGAAGUCAGCAGCAGUGAUGAAGAUGAUAUGAACCACACAAGGCAACUGCUAAGCAGCAGAGUGGCAGAUUUCUCAAGGACAAGAGUACCAGAUGGAAUUGAACUGAAACCCCAAAGCACCGUCGCAGAACAGAAGGAUCAGAUUUUAGGGAAACAAAUUUCUAGCACCCAAGAAGGCCUCUGGGGAAUAAACAACCAGAACUAUCUCCUGCCAGAUCUCCUCCAGCAAAGCCAAAUCUCAGACUCCUCUGUGAACCUGCCAAAAGUGCCACUGACUAGCCAAGAACCUCAGAACAAACCUCUGAAUAAGACCCCAAGCACUGAAAGCACACCUUCAAAGAGCAGUACGUCAUCUACAACAUCAUUUACUUCAUUCAUAGAUCCUAGACUUCUGCCAAUCACCCCUCCCACCAGUCCAGUAGGACCUUCCUGUAGUUCUCCACCUAGUGCAAAACCUGAGCCUGUCAGGAGAGAAAAUGCAAGGAAGGGCUCCGUUGUCAACGUCAACCCAACGAAUAUCCGCCCACAGAGUGACAGUCCAGAAAUCCGUAAAUACAAGAAGAAAUUCAACUCGGAGGUCCUUUGCGCUGCUUUGUGGGGAGUAAAUUUACUGGUGGGAACAGAGAAUGGGUUGUGGCUGCUGGACAGAAGUGGGCAAGGAAGAGUUUAUUCGCUGAUUACAAGGAGACGAUUCCAGCAAAUGGAUGUUCUGGAAGGACUCAAUGUGCUAAUUACUAUAUCAGGGAAGAAGAAUAAGUUGAGGGUAUAUUACUUAUCAUGGCUGAGAAAUAAAAUUUUGCGCAAUGAUCCAGAAGUGGAGAAGCGGCAAGGCUGGGUGUCUGUGGGUGACCUGGAAGGCUGUGUACACUACAAAGUCGUAAAAUAUGAGAGAAUCAAAUUCCUUGUAAUUGCUUUGAAAAACUCAGUGGAGGUUUAUGCUUGGGCUCCAAAGCCUUAUCACAAAUUCAUGGCUUUUAAGUCCUUUACCUCACUCCAUCACAAACCACUGUCAGUUGACCUGACCGUUGAAAAUGGACAAAGAUUAAAAGUCAUAUAUGGCUCAGUAGUCGGCUUUCACGCUAUUGAUGUGGAUUCUGGAUCUGUGUAUGACCUGUACCUUCCAACGCACAUCCAGGGGACUAUUCGCCCACAUGCCAUUAUCAUCCUCCCGAAUACCAGCGGAAUGGAGCUCUUACUCGCCUAUGAAGAUGAAGGCAUCUACAUUGAUAUAUACGGGCAUUUCACAAAGGAGACUGUUUUACAGUGGGGGGAAAUGCCAGCAUCUGUAGCUUACCUUCAAUCUAAUCAGGUCAUGGGCUGGGGAGAGAAGGCGAUUGAACUGCGCUCUGUGGAAACAGGAAAUUUGGAAGGAGUAUUUAUGCACAAGAAAGCACAGAAGCUAAAAUUUCUAUGUGAAAGAAAUGACAAGGUGUUCUUUGCAUCUGUACAGUCAGGCGGCAGCAGUCAAAUAUACUUUAUGACUCUUGGUCAAAAUGUACUAUUCAACUGGUAAAUCACAUCAAAAUGAAGGAUGCUUCAAAAUUCCCUGUAGGUAGCAGUGUACAAUUCUCCGAGGUAAUAUACAUAAAUUUGCACUUUUAACCUACAAAAAUGUUGUCGUCAUUAACAAAAUUCAUACUCCUUCAGUUUGGAAAGAAUUCAAUUUUCCUUUCGAAGUACUGCAAACAUGUUUAGUUUGUCUUCUAAAAUAUGUUGCAAACCAAGAUUGUACUCACAGUGUUAGGCGAGAAGAACUUUAAUGAAGAAUGUAGCCAAUAUAAGAAGCUCCUGUACUCCAAAAAGUGUAUGGUUUCAUUUUCACAGAUGAUGUAAAGUUGUUAUCUUGAACUGAAGACUCUUUCUUUUUCGGAGAGCAGCAUCUGUAGGUAGAAAUAAAAACCCCAGACAAGUUGGGUGACAAACCGGAACCUACCUGAGUUUGAAUGGGGGUUGGCUCUUUUUGCAUUUUAAGCAAGCUGUUCCUGGUUCACCUGUAUCACUUGUCCAAGACUUAAAAUCGGUGAAAGAGCAACUGUUCAUGAUGCAGCCUAACGCAGACUGGAACACUUGAGGGAUCGUCUCCUGUGCUAGGCAGGCAGGUGCAUUUCACUGCAGAGUUGUAAAAGCAGCUACUUUUAGACAUGUGCCCCAUCUGGUAGGGGACAGACUCUUGGGGCUGGAUGCCUGAGCCCACAGACACAGUUACUGUAGAAUGUAUUUGUAAAAAUAGUUUAAAUAGUAGUUUGUCAAAAUCAUAUUUGCAUAAAGCAUUAUGGAUCUGAACUCGUAACUUUUAUUCAGACACGGGACUCACGCUCAUAUGAGUGGAUUUAAAGGCACUACCCAUGUAUAUAAGGGCACAGGAUCAGGCACCUUCUUUUCUUCCCUUCUUGCUCUUUCAGCAUCAAGUCUUCAAGUAUUUGUGUGUAAAUAUAAUCUUUUCACAACGGAUGUUAAGAUUAACAAAUGUAUUCUUAAUAUAGUUAUGAAAAUGUCCAAAGAGUUAAUCUGUUAUAAAUAGAAAAUAUAAUUAAUUUCAGGUGCUUUCUAUGCUAAUUACAUCUAAAUAAAGCUGCAUCCACUAGU
Messenger RNA from Phalacrocorax carbo (great cormorant), 5026 nucleotides. NCBI's taxonomy places the organism in Eukaryota, Metazoa, Chordata, Aves, Suliformes, Phalacrocoracidae. The record is from RefSeq and is a predicted model, not a curated record.